GUGUAUUCCUGCGCCUUCUAAAGGGUAGUCAGAGCGGAAAGCGGAGAAAGGAAAGCCCUCGCACCAGUCACUUACUAAGAUCCGGGAAUGGUUAGAGAUUUUAGCGCCGUAACGACCAGCCUAGGCUCAACCACCAAACCUUGAGGAGCAGCAGACACUCAUUAACGCAAUAGUUCCUGUACAGAGUAUAAACACCAACGUUAAGAACUGCGACUAGAGGGGAUUAAAUAAGGAGAGUGACAAUGGGCAUAAUCGAGAGCAAAGAACCUGUUAUAUCAAGGGCAUGGACGCCAGGCCUCUUCGACACAUUCCGCAACAAAUCCGGCCCAACGUUGUACGGCCCGCUGAAAACGCCAGUGACAGCCGACGUUUUGGAAGCUGGUUUCAUCUACGCUAUUGCCAUACUUGCUUUCUCGCUCCUCAUUAUUCUCCCGGGCGUCAGGCACAAAGAAAGAAUCUUCUACUUUGUACGAGUUGUCGUGAGUCUUUGGAUAGGAUCAAUUAUUAUAUUGGCUAACUUUGGGCAAGAAUGGGAGUUAUCCGAGGUCCACACUAAGACCCAGUACCGUGCCGGCAUUAACCACGAGAUAAACGCUAGCAUUAAGGUCGCCAUAGGACUAAGAAGUGUCAAUAUCACAUUAAAAGGAACUCCGGAAAAUCAAGUGAGUGAGACAAUUAACUACAACGAGCGGUUCCACUGGGAUGAAGAACCUGGGUGGCAACAAGGACGAUUUGGCUUUGGACCAUAUUCUGGCUUGGUACAGCGUGAGUUCCGCCGUGGUCAGUACCGUGGUCUACCCUAUCCCAUCUUAUGGGUGGCCGAGUACUUCACUCUGGACGGGGAAGGAAUACGGUGGGGGCGACACUACAGACAGGCGGGCUUUUAUAGUCAUAUCAUGCUCUGGUUAGCGUUUCCUCUGUGGAUCAUUUGUAACAUCUUGUUCUUCAUGGUCAUUCGGUACGGCAGCUAUUUUCUGUUCUUUACGGGGAGCUGCAUGGUCUUGGCCAACAUCCUUUACGCCAGUAUACGAAACCCUACAGAACUUGUGAUACCUUGGGAGGAGGCAGUGAUGGAAUUUCAUUAUGGAUGGUGUUUUUGGCUUUGUUUGAUAACAGGAGUUCUCAGUAUCGUCUUCUCCAUGAUAAUACUGUUCAUGGACUUAAGGUUUCCGAGUGAAAUAUCAACGUUUUUUGGAGUUGAUGUUUUGCAAGAUUGGGAAGAAUAUUAUGCUGAUCCCGAUCAAGACGACGUGAACCGGAAAGCCUUGCGCAUAAGCAACAAAGGACUGAGGCAGAAAGAAAAUGGUGAAAGCAAAGAAGAACUUACGACGAGUUACCUCCCUAUGUCGUCUGGGUCACCAAAUGGCACCAACGAGGACGACGCUUCGGACGACAAUGUUUAUGAAAACCCUGUAUCCGCACCAGUUCCCAAGUUCAGGAAACGAGCUGCCACAAACACCCAACGCUUCCAGAAAUCCCGCAGAAAACCCCGCCCAACGCCCCGUGAAAGUCCCGCCGGACAAGACAGGUCACCCCGGGAGGAUGACCAUCACACCACUUUCCUUAGCAUACCAGAUUCUGCUGCUAUUGAAGAAUCCGAGGAACCAGAUGAUGAGUACGAGAAUGUGGUACACGCCAGGUACCAACCAGCUGGAACAGAGGACGUUUCAAUCAGCAUAGAAAAGGUGCCCCCUAGACCCCCAAAACGGACAUCGUAGUUGCUUCGAGGACAGCCUAUGGAAUCUUUCAUUAAUUCUGUAAAUGGCAGAUAGAGCUACCAAAGCAAGAUAAUAUCUAGCCUUGAUUUGAUUUUUUUUAAAGAAUUCCGGCUUUAUGAUUCUGUUUUGAGUUUUCUGCGUAAGAUCGGAGAAAAAAGGAGAAAGGCUGUGAUGCAUAUUUAAUAUGGACUUGUAGUAUAUUCUGAUGCAGUUAAAACGGGGGCGUCUCGAUAGUCCGAAGGUUCAUUGGUCCGAAAAACGGUAACAUUUUCAUCGGUUUUUUAAUCAAGGG
Molecule: messenger RNA, 2010 nt
Organism: Lingula anatina
Lineage: Eukaryota; Metazoa; Brachiopoda; Lingulata; Lingulida; Lingulidae
Product: dual oxidase maturation factor 1
Biological process (GO): protein transport
Cellular component (GO): endoplasmic reticulum membrane
Source: RefSeq, a predicted model, not a curated record